Portunus trituberculatus (swimming crab) is the source of this 4809-nucleotide messenger RNA. RefSeq lists its product as uncharacterized. The record is from RefSeq and is a predicted model, not a curated record. The transcript has 2 exons. The coding region runs from base 246 to 1787 and encodes 513 amino acids. NCBI's taxonomy places the organism in Eukaryota, Metazoa, Arthropoda, Malacostraca, Decapoda, Portunidae.
CAGACAGACACUUCAAGGAGGGCAGACUGCAGCUCACGUGCCGCGCCUCCCUCGGCCCCUUGUACGAGCAGAACUCAGAUGUGGUCCUCAGCGUGCCAGGGAAAACUGCGGCGCCCUCACAGAAGCUUUACGGAGCGGGUUCCGUGGUUGGUGCCAACUUGGUGAUGUUUUUCCUAACCUGCCUGGUGACGCUGUUCCUGCUGGUGAUGUAGUGGUGACCCCGAUGUGCCGGGGCGCUCUCCCGCAUGUCUGUGCGGCGCACCCUGGCACCCUCGGGCCCUCAGCACCAGGCGCCAGGGACUCCUUCGCCUGGUGACCUCACACUGACGUCAAGGUCAAGUGACUUAACCCUGGGUGACCCGCUAACCUGCCCACCCGCCAGUCCUGACACACAACAAGCAGGAGACCUUCAUUCCACCACCGGGACUGAACCACCACCCACCCAAAGUGAACCAAGCGGACCUGCCCUCAGCGGCCAGGUUCCGGUGCCUCAGGUGAGCAGCCCCUCAAUGUCGAGUGGCAUUGCUGUGUCGGCUCUUUCAAUCAGUGAGUCGACAGUGGCUGGUCAGCUGUAUCCAGGUGACUACAUGGUGCCUGUUUCCACGAGUGACUCAGGAGUGUCAAGCGAGUUUCGCUCCAGUGAGUCAUUAUCACCGAGUGAAAAAACUUUGGCGCAGAGGAGAUCAGUUGCUGGACUGUCGACGGUGCAUCCACCUGGCCCGUGUGGCCACGACAGCCUGCUGGCCGGCGACACGUGGAGAACCAAGAUGGAGUCCCUCAUGUCGAGGACUCUUAACGCCCGCUUCCCGAGACCCCACACUCCGUGCGUUCAGAGCAUCAGUAGCGCUUCAGAAAACCCUUCUCGCUCAGUGUCUCUCGGGGCGUGUGUCCGGGGCCGUUGUGAGGGAUUGGACUGCAUGGCCAUCCCUCCAAUGUCACCAAUGCCGCCAUACAAACCCCAGGGUCACCAAGACUCAUCCAUGAUCUCAACGAAAAACAUAGGUUCCCCACGGGAGCAGCCUCGCGGACACAUGAGGUCACAGUCUGACUUACCGGCGCCACACACUUUCACCGCUCAGAAGAUAAGUCUAUCCUCAGUCGACUUCUGUGUCCCCCACACUCCAGUCCCAUGGAGCUCUUCGCAGCGUUUUUCUUCCACAAGGCCUCCUGUGCCGGGAGGAGUGGCGAGGAUGGAUCAGUCCUCGCCGUCUCCAGUCCGCUGUUCCACGCCCUCCCUGGUCUCCACGGGAUGCGUCUCACAUCCUUCAAACGCCGCCGUAGCUGAGGCAGCAAGGGCGGAGUGUGUUGCUUCGUGCGUUCAGUGGAUACACGACCAGGUGCCCCCUUGGCCAGCAGCAGCAAGGGCUGCACAAAUCAGGACGACCUCCCCUGUUCAGCGAGACUCUGUGUUUACGGGAGAAAAGCUGCCAUCGACCACACCAGAGCAGCCCGCGGCGAUGGCGAGCCCUCAAUGGUAUGGUGACUGUGCUGGUCUAGGCCACCCAGUGAGGAGACGAGAUGAUAACGUGAUAAUAAAUAACACUUAUUCACCUGCGCCAGAUUCCAGAGUACACUGUUACCAAGGACAGGAGUUCAGUGGUACCUUGUCCCUUCAUUCAGUGUCACCGCGAGCCACCGUCUGUAGCCCCAAGUUUAAAGUUAAAUUUGUUAAAGAAAUGACACCGAAUGUGACGCAGCAAAGUGUUCCUCAGGGUCAGAAAGCGACAGCGGUCAUAAUUCCGGAGGGUACGAACACGAUACCGCAGGAAUGCUCGAUAACAUUUUGAGGUGUCAGAAGGUCUUGAGUAGUGCUCGGUGAUUGUGUCCGCGAGAACUUGCCAGUCUCAUUAUUGCAUGCGGUGUUACACUCUGUGGACGAGGAAUAAAUGGUUGUGGUUGCAAUGAGAUCGUUCCGAAGGGCAGCGACACAAGAGCACGACAGUCCGGAGUGGUCCCGGUGCUCUGACUGAACUUCCAUCUCCCCUUGAUAAAACCCACUUACUUAAUAUUCCCUCUCCGGUGUUGUUCUCUGAAGCUAUAUGUUGUAGUCAAGCUGUAGCGGCGUCCCCACCUUGCUGUGGCUUCCAAACGCUGUAUAUUAUGUGAAGCUCCAUUAUGGCGGGUGUAACAUACUGGCCUAAGGUUAGGGUUAAGGCGCUGCAGGUAGUUAAGGGAUAUUGGCGAGAGAUGCGGGAGGUGCAACACGACACAGUACAGAGCGGUAACUAUACAAGAAUAACUACCAAUGGAGUAAUUACACCUCUAUUUAUGAGAAACACGAGGUUCUGAGGCAGGAUGAAGAUUCGCUUUCUCAUUAAUUUUCGAAUUGGAUCUUAAUGAGGAGCCGUAUCUUGCCUUUCCUUUCCCCGCUGAGAAUCGGCUUGGUGUAAGUCAGUUCCCGAGACACAAGCGAAUUCCCUCCCUCUCCUUUUUUUCUCUCUUUCGCUAACAUUCCAGUUUCUCCAACUCCACAGAAGUCUUUAUGAUAUACCCUCUUCCCUCCUUCCAUCCAUCACAGAGGACAAACUUUUUUUUUUCACCUGGUGUCUUAAAGUAUCAAAUGCCACUAAGGAAUUUAAAUUUAGUCUACUUCUCCACCACUUUUCUACCAGCAGUUCAUUUUACUUCUCUGUAAGCCAAAGGAAACGGAGGGUGCUAAGAUAGGGCUUCGCUACAUGAGUCUACGUAGAGGAAGUGACUAAGCUGAGUUUACAUACUCCUAGAACAAGGCGAUUAGCUGAGGCGUUCAAGGUUACACAGGGUUUACUUAUCUACACACGCAGAUCAACUGAACUCUCUCUUUUCCUUUACCGAAAAUAUAGAUAGAAGGCUAAAAUAUUACUAGGAGUUAAGUUAUCUUCUGUGUGUGUGUGUGUGUGUGUGUGUGUGUGUGUGUGUGUGUGUGUGUGUGUGUGUGUGUGUGUGUGUGUGUGUGUGUGUGUGUGUGUGUGUGUGUGUGUGUGUUGUCAGACAAAACGAUAGACAGAUGAGUAAUCACAUAAAACAUACAAAACAUAGACACAGACAGGCAAAGUGAAAGAGAUUUAAAGACAGAGAGAGAGAGAGAGAGAAAGUGUGUGUGUGUGUGUGUGUGUGUGUGUGUGUGUGUGUGUGUGUGUGUGUGUGUGUGUGUGUGUGUGUGUGUGUGUGUGUGUGUGUGUGUGUGUGUGAGAGAGAGAGAGAGUGUGUGUGUGUUCCUCCAGUCAGUCAGUACACACGUUCUCCUCACCUGUGACUCAGACGGCAGUUAAGGCGAGUCUACAUCAGGAGGUGGACAGCUAGCUCGCUCCUUUCCUUAACCUUCCAAACACUGCAAAGAAAACAAAACAGUGUAUACAUAUAUCUUGCUCAAAAAAAACACUUACAAUAUACGAACACCAUCUAUACGAAGACAAACAAUCAAUAUUUAUUUGGAGACCUUCACGUGCUAAAACAUCACCGUAUAUCUGCUUCGUUUCUGUGUUGCCUUACUGGUAGGAACGACACACGGCGAGGAGGAGCGUGCACUAACAGCUAUACAUAACCACGAAGAGAUUUAUACCACACGCGUGCUAUAAGGAGUAUAAAUAAACUAAUGAUGUAACCCUUGUACUUCUGUCUGACCCUUCGAAUGGCAAGAAGGAGGAGGUCAUGGGAGGUCUAGAGAGCUCACACGAGGCAUGCACACUGACCCUUCAACUACGAUUACAUGACACGAUGAACUUAAACACUCAUAGUCAUUUACACGGAUGGAAUAAUUACAUACUGAUUUUCUUUCCCAAGAUAUCUAAAGCAUGUUACUACUUAACAAUUAUACAUGAGGCAGUAAAAUCUGAAUUUCCGCAAGUAAAUGUUACUGUACCUAGUUUUUAAUUCCUUCAAUACCGGGACCCAUUUUUACCUUGAGAUUUGUAUACGAUUAGACCAUUUUAUUGUCAUUGGGAAGGGUCUAUGGAGAUCAGAAGAUUCAUAGCCAGAGUCUUCAUUAUUUUAUUCCUCCACAUAAGUUUCUGAAGCUGUAUAGAGCCACCAAAUAGUAAGCAGAAUGAAUAUAGAAACACGUCAUGGUAUUCAAGGGGUUAAUACGAUAAAGAAAACGUUACGACAGACUAGAGAGCACGGUAGUGAAUGAAGUGUCCACGUCAUAAUCCUUGACAUGCAGAAAUAGAUAGGAAAGCAAAGAAAAUUAGAAAGGGAAAGAAAAUGUGCAGAAAAAAAGAAAAUGGAAAAGAAAAAAGAAGUGAAAAGUCAGUAAUAGCACUUAAAGCUUGGAAUGCAACACAAUUUCACAUACGCAAAUUAAAAGAGAAUAGAAAAAUACACUACAAACUUAAACAAAGAGGAAAAAGAGAAAGAAAAAAGUUAAAUACACAAAAAAACAUCGCUAAUGUACAAAAAAAAAACGAAAAAGCGAAAAAAAAUACAUAAAUACACACACCAACACACACACACACACACACACACACACACACACACACACACAUAGUUAAACCAAUCACAAGCAAACCACAAUGAGAAUAAAACAUAAAGGGGAAGGGAAAGGAAAAAGGUUAAAACUAAACACGCUAUUCAUUACAGUAAAAGCUUGCAUAGACACACACACACACACACACACACAGUCGGGCGGCGCCUCCCAUGGUCUCCUCCUCUGGUUCUCGUUUCAGUGAGUGGAGUCGACAUUAGCUUUAACGACGGUGGUGUUACUGAACGUGUUAUCCAUGUAUGUCAUUUAUGUGAAAAGUAUUUAUCAAAGGGGCGAAAGUCGAGUCCGUAGUGGGAUAGUUUGAUGUAUCGGAAAAAAAUAAUAAAACCAAUAAACUUAUUUAUACA